CGACGUUUCGCACUCUAUGGUUGGGCCGGAGUUGCUCCGAAGUCCCAAGUCCAAAAAAGGAAGAAGAUAUUACUGACCACCCACUCUCUGCGUCUGUGUUUGAAUCGUCGAUGGGAAUGCCUUUCGCCCUGAGGCUAUCGUUUCCUGGCUUUGCAUUUGAAUCGUCGACGACCAGCGGCAGGCGGAGAGCUCGUCGUUUCCCGUUCCGUUUCCUCUCUUCCCCCCUACAGUCCAAUCUUCAGGAUCCCGCAGAAGAAGAAGAAAACUUCGGGAAAGAGAGCGUUCGUCGCCGGAAACAAUCGAUUUUAGUGGAGAGAUACAGCAAUGGAGCUAUCAAAAGAUACAUUUUGGAUGAUGAAGUAGGAGUAAGAAUCUCUGUCACAGAAGAUGUGGCCAAUAAUAAAUUUGGAGCCCUAGACUCGUCUGUGCCUGAGACAAAACGACCAUCGGUGCUUCCUCAGUUUGUCGCCGAUUUUGUUCUACCUGCUGGCUUUCCAGGAUCAGUUUCAGAAGAUUAUUUGGAGUACAUGUUGUUACAAUUCCCCACUAAUGUCACUGGAUGGAUCUGCCACGCAUUAGUCACGUCAAGUCUUCUUAAGGGUGUUGGUGUUGGCUACUCUACAGGAACUGCUGCUGCUGCGACAGCUGCUGCAAUUAGAUGGGUGUCUAAGGAUGGCAUUGGAGCUUUGGGUCGCUUGUUCAUAGGUGGACGAUUUGGCAAUCUUUUUGAUGAUGAUCCUAAACAAUGGCGCAUGUAUGCGGAUUUCAUCGGGAGUGCUGGAAGCAUCUUUGACCUCACCACCCAAUUGUAUCCAGCCUACUUCCUUCCAUUAGCGUCUCUUGGAAAUCUGACCAAGGCUGUAGCAAGGGGGCUCAAAGAUCCUUCAUCCCGUGUGAUCCAAAACCAUUUUGCUGCAUCUGGAAAUCUAGGGGAGGUAGCUGCCAAGGAAGAAGUCUGGGAAGUAGGCGCUCAGUUGCUUGGACUUGCUGUUGGUAUACUGAUCCUGGAUACACCCGGACUGGUGAAAACGUUUCCAGCAUUGACAUUGACGUGGACGAGCAUGCGUCUUCUGCAUCUGUGGUUUCGGUAUCAAUCCCUGCUGGUUCUUCGAUUUGACACGAUAAAUCUCAAGCGAGCUCGUCUGCUGGUGAAAUCACACAUCGAACGCUCUCAUGUGCCAAGAUGCGCUGAUUGCAAUAAAGAAGAAAACAUCUUAUUGUGGGAAACAUUCACAAAACCGAGAAUUACUUUCGGUGUCCCAUUGGAAGAGAUGAUUAGUGGCAAGAAAUCCAUUUCCGAGGUGAAAGCACUUAUGAGAGUGUAUGAAAAGGAGCAAUAUCUGCUCAUGGCGAACAGGCAAACGAAAGACUUGGAGGUCUUUGUCUCGUUCAAGGUGGGAGCUACAAGCAUGUCGGUACUACGAAGUGUGUGGCAGACAUACUGGCUACAUGUGAACUGGGAACAACAUUCUCUUGAUGUUUUUUACCAGCUUGCUAAAUCCCACAAGGAGAUGGAGACCAAUUUUGACAAUUUCCUUGAGCAAUUGGGUCAAGCCGGAUGGGACACAAACCAAAUCAAUCUCAAGGUCCCCGGCGGAAUACUGAUCGAUGAAAGCUUUGGUUAGCACAAGGAAGAAGAUUCCAAUUAGUACGAGGUGGCAAGAAGCCAAGAACCCAGAGUUGAGUUAGCUUGUCCAACUCUUCAAUUCAACUGCCGUCCAAUUGUAAUAAUCUCUUGUCUCUUUCCAAAUUAUGAAAUUUCGUCUGUUCAUCUACAAUUCGGAAUGAUUGGUUUCCUUGUGCCAGGAGGUUAACAACCGUUUCUGUUUAUCUACUUAUCAUUUCGUGGCUGGGCAGAGAGAGCUUUGCUUUGGGAUGACUUGCAGGUUUUUCUGAACUUUGGCGGGUGGUCUUCGUUAAGCUCCUAAAACACACCAUUUCAGCCUCAGGUAAUGCAAAUUUCAUUAGUUUAGUAGUAGUUGCCCUCCAAUUGCCAAAAUGGUGGUACAAUUAAAUAAUUGAUUUUUUCGUUUGGGUUUUGCUUCCAGAAUCGCUAUUUUUAUUUUGUCUCCAACGAAAGCCUCCAAAAUACGAGUGAAUAAUGAAUAUCAUGGCCCUCCACUUAGAAUGAUUUAUCCAAUCCAAUGUGAUAUAUUAAAUUCCCGCCCUCGCUUGUCUAAUGAGCUUCUUGAUUCAUUAUUGUGACAAGGAAUAACAAGGGUAAAUAAAAUAAUUAGAUCCCUGUCCUAUUAACGAGCUUGUUUUUCUUCUUCUUUAAUGCGUGUUUAAAAUCCAACCCUUUUUUUUUAAUUAUUAUCUAUAUAGUAUAUAUUGUCUGUUUUUGGUCUAGUUUGUACGAAAUUUUUUUUUUUUUGCAUAUCGGGGUAACUUUUUAAUAAAUCAUUUAUCAUUGACUUGCUUCAUAUUGUGAUCGUUUAACGGUAGAGUUUUUGUAAAAGCUCUUCCAUUUUGACCUUAUAAUGUCAUUAAUGUGUAUUGUCUGUUAAAAUUGGAUUGUUUUCAUUAAUCGUGAAUCUCUCCUGUGCUUUGUCGAUGCGGGAUUUGCUUAAGGAGUUAAAUUAUAUCCAUUUUGCCUACGAUAUCAUUUGAACAUCUCAUCACUUUUCUGGUCAAGAUAUUAUUCGUUUUUGGCUGUCCCUCUCAUGGUUUUGCUUUUGAGGUGAACUGACAACGCUGAAAUUAAACGUGGUCAGAGUAAAACAGGGCAUAGAUGGAUGAUCUUUUGAGAAGUUAUCAUAAAUCAUAACACUCAAAAUAAAAAUUGCACCAGGAUAGAUCCAAACCAAAUUAAUAUCUUGGUUAGAAAAGGUUGGGAUGUUACAUCUAGUUAAUUAAUUAUGACAAAAGGAAAUUAUAUUUUUACUAUUAUUGUAGAAAACGGCUCAAUUAGCUAAAAUAGUGUAUAAUUGUCCAGAUUGAAUGAACCAGCUGACGAAUGCUAAGUGGUUAAACAAGGGAAUUAAUAACUAACUAACUAACCAAUCACGGUAACAAGUCGGAGUCGUUUAAAUGCAAUAUCUUGAUCUUUCAUUUGACACUGAGUGGAAUGGUUUAUGCAGAUGAAUCAUUACCCCAAUCCCUGCAGUACUCCGCUUCCCGGUUGUUCAAAGUUUCAUAUACUCGAUCUAUUGAAACAAAAACAAAAAAAAGUUUAAUAUGAGUGAAAAUAUAACUCCAUGCUACCGCGAUUAGCGAAUACACAAGAUUAAGAAUU
Linum trigynum is the source of this 3235-nucleotide messenger RNA. Lineage: Eukaryota; Viridiplantae; Streptophyta; Magnoliopsida; Malpighiales; Linaceae. The record is from the annotation of a GenBank genome assembly.